CGCGAGCCAGACGACACUGAGGAGAGAGUCUCGAAAGAAGCGCGGAAACUGGUGUAAGUUUCGAUGAUUUGAAAGCUUCAACAAGUUUUGGUCGAUUGAGUUCCUGGUUGCUCCCAACAUGGCCUACAACUUGAGGCCCAGGUCUGGCGUCCAAGUAGAGACCCUGGGCCCCAUGGACAGAGAGGAAUCUGCCAAGACUUCACUGAAAGAGAAGAAGGCCUGGUCUGAUUCUAGUCUCCUUAUCCUGUUGGUGCUCUAUCGAUGGUUGAAUGCAGGAUUGGUCCAGACCUCAUUUGUUCCUGAUGAAUAUUGGCAAUCGCUGGAAGUGGCCCACAAGGUUGUCUUUGGAUAUGGGUAUCUAACAUGGGAAUGGCAAACCGGUCUGAGGGGCUAUGCCUAUCCUACCAUCUUUGUUAUUCUCUACAAGAUACUUGCUAUCCUGAAGCUAGACUAUCCAAUGGUAUUGAUUCUAGCUCCUUGUGUAUUACAAGCUACUCUGUCAGCAAUAGGGGAUUUCUGCCUGUACAAGACAUCAGUCAUCCUACAUGGAAAAGACGUAGCGAGGUGGACUCUUUUAAUGAAUUUGUCUUCCUGGUUUGUGUUUUACAAUGCAACUCGUACAUUAACCAAUACAAUGGAAAGCAUCCUGACCUCCGUAGGCCUAUUCUUCUUCCCUUGGCCUAAGGAUUGGCUGCAUGAUGACAAUGAAAAACAAGAAAGGAACCCACAGGUGUAUAUUAUGGUUGUUGCCUUGGCUUGUCUGGUGAGACCGACCGCUGCUAUACUUUGGUUUCCCCUGUGUCUAUGGCAUAUCAACUUCAGCCGUGUAUCAAUGGACAGUUUAGGAUUCACAAGUUUUCAUCUUAUCAGCAUAAUUGUUGCCGCACUGGAGGUCAUUAGAGUGGCAUUGACACUGUUCCUUCCGGUAGGAUUGGUAACAAUAUUUGCAUCUCUUCUUCUAGACAGAUUAUUUUAUGGUAAUUUUGUGUUUGUUCAGAAGAAUUUUAUCGAAUUCAACUUUCUUCAUGAUUUGGGGGCAUUUUACGGAACCCACCCUUGGCAUUGGUACUUCUCACAGGGCUUUCCAGUUGUCAUGGCAACCCAUAUACCGAGCUUUCUUUUGGGUGCCAAGAUAGGCUACGAGAAGAAUAGUCUGCUGCUGUGGGCAGUGUUUUGGACCAUGUGCAUCUACAGUUUUACAAGUCAUAAAGAGUUUCGUUUCAUCCUCCCUAUUGUCCCGAUCUGUAUGCUAUUUUGUGGUCUAUUUAUGGAUGACAUGUUUCGCAGGGGUAAGUCCAAACUCCUUGUACUUUAUCUCCUGUUCAACAUUCCGGCUAUCGUCUACUUUGGACUAGUCCAUCAGAGGGGGGUCUUGGACGUGAUGGGGUAUGUCAGGGAGGUAGCAGCAGACUAUUCUACUGGACAGCACAGAUCUGUCAUGUUUUUGAUGCCUUGCCAUUCAACUCCAUUUUAUAGCCAUGUGCAUACUAAUCUACCAAUGCGCUUUCUGGAAUGCCCACCCAACCUGAACCAAGAAGAGGACUAUGUAGAAGAAUCAUCACUCUUUUAUGACAAUCCAUUGGAAUGGCUCAGGAAAGAAUAUGAAGACCCUACCUCUGUCCCUACUCAUCUGAUCUUGUUUGAUGUCCUCAGACCAAGCAUUGAAGACUUUCUUUCUUUACAUCAUUUCCAAGAGGUUGCUAGUUACUUUCACACACACCUACCAGAGGGCAGAAUGGGCAGUCGGGUCCUGGUCUUCGCUAGAGAUGAAGGUCAAUCGCUUCCAGAAAGAUGACGAUAGGAUCCAUUUCUACACAACUCUUCAAUGCAGUGAUAAGAGCAUGCUCUCUUGUGGAUCCAAGAAGAAAUCUGCAAUGCAUGAUCAUCAGAUGGAAUUCCA
This is a messenger RNA of Lytechinus variegatus (green sea urchin), 1900 nucleotides long. It is a transcript of the gene pigb, whose product is annotated as GPI mannosyltransferase 3-like. Lineage: Eukaryota; Metazoa; Echinodermata; Echinoidea; Temnopleuroida; Toxopneustidae. Gene Ontology annotation, cellular component: endoplasmic reticulum membrane. Gene Ontology annotation, biological process: GPI anchor biosynthetic process. The coding region runs from base 119 to 1795 and encodes 558 amino acids. The transcript has 14 exons. Gene Ontology annotation, molecular function: alpha-1,2-mannosyltransferase activity. The record is from RefSeq and is a predicted model, not a curated record.